Messenger RNA from Symbiodinium necroappetens, 1185 nucleotides. The record is from the annotation of a GenBank genome assembly. NCBI's taxonomy places the organism in Eukaryota, Dinophyceae, Suessiales, Symbiodiniaceae.
AUGGCCGGAAGCGCCGGAAGCGCCAGCUCCGGCGUUCGGCUCCGGCAACUCAGCCGAGUCCCACGAAUGGCUCGGGGUGGAGAGGAUCUUAGGGCCUAUGCCCAGAGUCUGCCGGUGCCUCCAGACUACACAGGGCCACCGUACCAAGGGCCGGCAUCGGUGAAUGAUGCGUUCAUUGAUCACCUGCUGUCCCUCUACAAGCAACAGGGCAAGCUGCCCAUGAAGUAUGCAUACUUGAUGGCGCUUGACGUUAUGGACAUUUUGAAGCAAGAGAAAACCCUCCAAAGAGUAGCAGUUCCACCAGGCACGAAGAUUACUGUGGUCGGUGACCUGCAUGGUCAGUACUUCGACUUCGUCCAUAUGAUUCAGGAGGUUUCGGGCAAGCCCAGCCCUCAAAAUCCAAUCCUUUUCAACGGGGACUUCGUGGACAGAGGGCCAUGGUCGGUAGAGGUGCUCCUCUGCCUCUAUGCCUUCAAGCUCCAACAUCCUACAGCGGUCCACUUCAACCGUGGGAACCAUGAGUCAGAGAUGACAAACUAUCAGUACGGCUUUGCCGGUGAGGUGCAGGUGAAGUACGAGAAGAAGCUGAUGGAGCUCUUCAGCGAGACCUUUCGUUACCUCCCCUUGGCCCACGUCCUGGAGAAUCAGGUCUUCGUCGCCCACGCCGGCCUUCCGGGCCCCGAGGAGCGGCUCUGGGAGGAGUGGAUGCAGAAGGCCCCGGAUGAGGCCGCGGGGGUCCUGAAAAGGGAGAAGCAGAUCACGCUCGCAGAGAUCGAGGCCACGAACCGAGUCUGCGAGCCCAAUCCCAUGGAGUUCCCGCUGGUCAUCGACUUCCUUUGGUCAGAUCCCAAGGGUGCCAACGGCUACGGGCCCUCUACUCGAGUCCCCAUGGUUUACACUUUUGGACCGGAUGUGGCCCAAAGGUUCCUUGCCGCUAACAACCUCAAGUACAUGCUCCGAUCACACGAGACGAAAUCCGCGGGUUAUCAAGAGACGAUCCCGAAUGUGGUCACAGUCUUUAGUGCUCCAAAUUACAUUGACCGAGCGGGCAACUUGGCGGCAGUUGCGGUUCUCACGAACCAGGCCGGGAACCUUGAGAAGCAGUUUGUGCAGUUCCAGCAUCAGCCACAUCCCGACAUUGAAAGCGGUGCCUACAUGAAGGGCAAGUCCCUGGCACCUGCGUGA